UAACGCAAUCAUAACACCUUGUCACUCUAAUGUGAAGAAGACGGGAUAGAUGAAAAGCAAUUGACCAUGUUACUUUCGCCUUUAUUCAAACAAACGCUUGAAUUACUGCGUUGCUAUAUUUUUGUGAGUCCAACACUUAUGACAGAUAGCUUGUUAUCAGAAAUGAUGCAAACCGCACUGGUUAGUGGCCGGCGCUGCUACAGCUCAUCUGCGAUCGCUGCCAAGAAGUGGAUCUACGCAAAAGUAUUCAAAGGAGAACCAACGCAGGAAAACUUUCAAUUGCACACCGAAAAUUUGCCAGCUUUGAAAGAUGGAGAUUUUCUUGCCCAGGCCGAGUACAUCAGCGUUGAUCCGUACAUGCGGCCAUACAUGAUGGCCUACCCGGCUGGAUCGCUUAUGAUCGGCGGUCAGGUUGGAAAGGUGAUCGAUAGCAAGAAUGCAGCAUUCCCCGUAGGAGCUUCAAUCUUCGGUCAGUUUGGCUGGCGUACGCACACCGUUUGCAAUCCUGCGACGAUGAAAGCAGAUCAGCCUUACGUGCUGCCUAGCUUUGGAAAUCUGCCCAUUAGUUUGGGACUGGGUGUGCUAGGAAUGCCGGGUAACACUGCCUAUUUUGGAUUGUUGGAACUGUGUUCGCCGAAGAAGGGAGAAACCGUUGUCGUAAGUGGCGCGGCAGGCGCUGUGGGUAAUCAUGUUGGGCAAAUCGCCAAAAACCUAGGAUGCAGAGUAGUGGGAAUUGCUGGAUCUGAUGCAAAAUGCCAAUGGUUGAAAGAUCUUGGCUUCGAUGAAGCCAUCAAUUACAAAACAGCUAACAUAUUUGGAGAAUUGAAAAAGGCUGCCCCGAAAGGAGUGGAUAUGUAUUUCGACAACGUUGGAGGACAAAUAUCAGAAACGGUUAUCAAACUUAUGAAUCUACAUGGCAGGAUCGCUGUCUGUGGAACAAUAUCGAACUACAACACGGCAGUUGAGAAGGUAACUGAUCCUCUGAGGCAGAUGGUCUUCAAACAGCUGAAGAUGGAAGGCUUCGUUGUGUGGCGUUGGAACGACAGAUGGAUGGAAGGCAUCGAAGCCAAUUUGAAGUGGAUCAACGAGGGCAAACUGAAAUGGCACGAAACGGUAACGGAAGGCUUCGACAAUUUACCAAUAGCAUUUAUGGACAUGUUGAAGGGUGGCAAUACGGGUAAGGCGGUUGUGAAAAUUAAUUAAAAACUAAUCUGUGUUUCUGUUGAGAAAUAUGCUGAAAGUUUGCAAUAUUAAAUGCAUUUGAAACUUG
This is a messenger RNA of Aedes albopictus (Asian tiger mosquito), 1270 nucleotides long. RefSeq names its product prostaglandin reductase 1. The transcript has 3 exons. The coding region runs from base 67 to 1203 and encodes 378 amino acids. Gene Ontology annotation, biological process: prostaglandin metabolic process. The record is from RefSeq and is a predicted model, not a curated record. NCBI's taxonomy places the organism in Eukaryota, Metazoa, Arthropoda, Insecta, Diptera, Culicidae. Gene Ontology annotation, cellular component: cytoplasm. Gene Ontology annotation, molecular function: 15-oxoprostaglandin 13-reductase [NAD(P)+] activity; 2-alkenal reductase [NAD(P)H] activity.